Amphibalanus amphitrite is the source of this 870-nucleotide messenger RNA. RefSeq lists its product as uncharacterized. Lineage: Eukaryota; Metazoa; Arthropoda; Thecostraca; Balanomorpha; Balanidae. The record is from RefSeq and is a predicted model, not a curated record. Bases 1 to 870 code for a protein of 289 amino acids. The transcript is spliced from 3 exons.
AUGGUCGAGAAGCUGGAUGACGGCAUGUGCAGUACCUCGGUCUACAGGAAGACAACGGACGAAGGACAUUGUCUCAGCGCUCAGAGCGAGUGCCCUGAGCGGUACAAGCUGAGUGUGAUCAAGGCAUUUGUCAGUCUGAAGUCCACUGAAGAAUUUCUCGACAUCCUGCGUGGUCGCAAGCUGCAAGGCUCACUGGCUUCGCUAGAUGUAGAGAGUUUGUUUACCAACGUGCCUGUUCUGGAGACAAUCGAUAUCAUCCUCGAUGUCGUCUACAGUGGGACGACUCUGCCACCGCUGAAGCUAUCGAAGAGCAUACUGAAGAAGUUGCUCUUGAUGUGCACCACCGAGGCAGCGUUCAGGGGACCUGACGGCAAGCUGUAUAGUCAGAAGGACGGCAUAGCCAUGGGGUCGCCGCUCGGACCAUUGUUCGCGAACUUUUACAUGGCCCGUCUCGAGAACACUGUGCUACAGAACAUGGACGGACCACCAGAGCUGUAUGCUCGAUACGUAGACGACAUAUUCGUCUGCGUCCGUGAUGAGGAGCAUCUGAAGACGCUGAAGACGGCAUUCGAAGAGGCUUCCGUCUUAAGGUUCACCUACGAGGUCGGCGGCAACAAGAUUGCAUUCCUCGACACCAUGGUCGAGAAGCUGGAUGACGGCAUGUGCAGUACCUCGGUCUACAGGAAGACAACGGACGAAGGACAUUGUCUCAGCGCUCAGAGCGAGUGCCCUGAGCGGUACAAGCUGAGUGUGAUCAAGGCAUUUCGAAGACUGUGGGUGUUGGAGGCGCUGUACAUCCGUGAGUACUCGCCUCACAUCAACAAGCAGCUCUACAAGUCGGGGUGCACGACACUCACGCUUUGGAGCUGA